GCUGUCAACGAGGUGGCUUUGGGCUUCCCCAACGUUGUGGUCUUGCCUCUAGAUGUGACUGAUCCCAACAGCAUCAGGGAGGCGGUCGGGCAGGUUCGGGCCAGGGUGGGGAGCUCUGGCCUCAACCUCCUGAUCAACACCGGGGGGGCCCCGCGCCGCAGCACGCUGGCCACCGAGACGCCCGAGAACAUGGCCCUGCUCUACACCACCAACACCAUCGGGCCCCUGCAGACCAGCCAGGCGUUCCUGCCCCUGCUGAAGGAGGCGGCCAUGGCCGAAGGGCAGGGUGAGAUGAGCUGCAGCAGAGCUGCCAUCGUCAACAUCUCUAGCAUCCUGGGCUCCAUCCAGGCGGCCGAGGCCUGGGAGGAGAGGCAGGACGUCUGCUACCGCUGCAGCAAGGCUGCGCUGAACAUGCUCACCAAGUGCCUGGCCCUGGAGUACGGGGGCAGCGGGAUCCUCUGCGUGGCCGUGGACCCCGGCUGUGUGACACCGCCCCUGGCACGGGGCACGGGUCCGGUGACGAUGGAGGAGAGCGUGCAGGGUGUCCUGCGGCUGCUGGCCCAGCUCUCGGCCACCAGCAACGGCACCUUCUGGGACUGGAGAGGGCAGAGCCUGCCCUGGUGA
Merops nubicus (carmine bee-eater) is the source of this 624-nucleotide messenger RNA. RefSeq names its product 11-cis retinol dehydrogenase-like. The transcript has 5 exons. The annotation marks the transcript as partial. The record is from RefSeq and is a predicted model, not a curated record. Lineage: Eukaryota; Metazoa; Chordata; Aves; Coraciiformes; Meropidae.